Fimicolochytrium jonesii is the source of this 1266-nucleotide messenger RNA. RefSeq names its product mitochondrial genome maintenance MGM101. Gene Ontology annotation, cellular component: mitochondrial nucleoid; mitochondrial chromosome. Gene Ontology annotation, biological process: recombinational repair; interstrand cross-link repair. Lineage: Eukaryota; Fungi; Chytridiomycota; Chytridiomycetes; Spizellomycetales; Powellomycetaceae. The transcript is spliced from 2 exons. Gene Ontology annotation, molecular function: single-stranded DNA binding. The record is from RefSeq and is a predicted model, not a curated record. Bases 445 to 1029 code for a protein of 194 amino acids.
CGAAAUCGUGGAGACCCCUCUCCCUCUCUGUACUGUACAAACAUACUGUCCUACGCUCGCCCAGCUUUCGCCUUCGCAGUAACGACAGAGCGCCCACCAUGUAUCGCACACGCAUUUCCUCACUGGCCGUAAGGGCAGCGCCUCGAAAAAACACGCUCUUCCGCCGAUGUGUCAGAUAUCUCGCAGUAAGUAUUCCGCUUGCAACCUCCUGGUCGGCCGAGGAAGCUGUCUCUCACCUGUCGCUCGCCCUACGAGACAGAGCCCUCAACAACCGCAAAACCAACCAACGCCUCGGCAACAAGGAACAAUCCGUUCCCCGCCCCAACAGGUCCAGACAGCUUGGCGUUCCCGGCGACGAAGGCCUUUGAAAACGAACAUAGUGUGACGGGUGAGGCGGACGACCUUGCUGCCGAUUUGCGAUACCAGAACUUGACGCAGUCGCAUAUGGGCUUGGCGCAUGAGCCGUUUCCGAAGCAUGUUACGGACAUAUUGUUGCGGGAUAUUCCGAAAGAGGAUAUUGAAGUGAAACCUGAUGGCAUCCUCUAUCUCCCUGAAAUUAAAUACCGCAGAAUCCUGAACGAAGCAUUCGGACCCGGUGGAUGGGGUCUUAUUCCGAGAGGGCCGCACACCAUCAGCAUGAAAACCAUCUCUCGCGAGUACGCUUUGUUCUGCGACGGACGAUUCAUCUCCCAAGCACGUGGAGAACAAACCUACUUCUCUGAGGACGGGUUGGCAACAGCAACCGAAGGCUGCAAAUCGAACGCGUUGAUGAGAUGCUGCAAGGAUCUGGGUAUCGCGAGCGAGUUGUGGGAUCCGGUGUUUGUGCAGGAGUUCAAAGCGAAAGAAGCCGUGCAGAAGAUGACGGUGAAUACGUUCAAUGGCACGAGGAAGUUGCUGUGGAGGAGGAAAGACCGCAAGUUUGCGUAUCCGAUUGCGGAGGAUGAUGGACCGGGGGGUGCUCCGAAAAGCAACGGGUUUGGCAAUCAGAGCGCCGGUGCUGGUGCGAAGACGUGGGUCAAGAAGACCUGAGUGGAAGUCCGUAGCGUUGUCGGUCAUUCCGCGAUGCAUUUCAUUUUCGCGUCGUACUGUAAUGGCGACCCGAGCGGCGCUUUGUAGCUUAUUCAGUCUUACUGUAGCCAUGAUCAUUUCUGUCUCGGCAAUAGCGUUCCCUUGUGUACAUAUCACUAUAUCACGUAGUCAACUCCUUUAACAUACCAAUCUGUGGCACCCAGCAAUCGUUCAUUGAAAGGUAGAGUGAAAUGUCCG